Physcomitrium patens is the source of this 2542-nucleotide messenger RNA. RefSeq lists its product as uncharacterized. The record is from RefSeq and is a predicted model, not a curated record. NCBI's taxonomy places the organism in Eukaryota, Viridiplantae, Streptophyta, Bryopsida, Funariales, Funariaceae.
CUCCCCUCAGCUUAGCUGUCUUCUCGCAGCGGCCCCGACGACUCGGCAAGCGAGCGAGAGAGAGAGAGUCCCCAACACGACGCCUGGACGAAGCAGAUGUUCUUGGGCAAGUCUCGCAUCCAACGCGCUGCCCCACUGCCGCUCCUGCCACUUCCGUCGACUGGCCCAUCUGCCUGACUGCACGCCAGUCCAAGUCUCGCAGAUAAUGGUGCCCUGACGCCCCUGUUCGAGUUUUGGUUCCUGUGGAAGCGCACAGUGUGGCGGUGCCGCUGCCGUCCGUGUUAGGAGGGUGCGAGACGAUACAAGUUGCCUACGUAAGUAUUGGCACGGUGAUGGCAGACGCUUUUGUCGAAGUGUAGAUUCCUGCGAAUGUCGGGAGCUACCCUGGUUUUCCCGUAGUUUGAGUGUACUAUCAGAAUUUGGGGAUAACUUCAUGUAGUCUUUCUGUCCAAGCACUCCUGUGGCAACACCUGCGGAAUUUUUCAAAUGGUCCCCUUCGAUUCUGGAGAGCGUAUGGUCUGUCCUGGAAAUGGACGUGGGUAUCUGCAGAGCGAUCAGUUCCUCCACAAUCUAGUACUCAUUUUGAGUUGAAGGAGUUCAUAAAUACAGUGUCUAAAUAAAGGAGCUUGACAGUGCAGAAGGAUGCAGAUUGGACAUGGUAGUUUUAAAUUAUGGUCAAAUAGGGGCUACAUUAGAAAGUUUCGGAGUUCGCUUUGGAUAGAAGGCGAUGCCAUAGGGGUACGUAAAUCCACAUCAAUUACGGUUUAACGGAGGUAUUUAUUGAGCAGAUGGUCCACUUAAGUAAACUCGAUCUCUAUCUUCAAGAAUAUCAAACUUUGGUCUACCCUUUCACCUUCAGCCUAUUCAAUUCUUGAGCUCUGUGACUCGGUUGCUGGAUACGGUCUGUGGAAAAGCUCCUUCGUAAGAGGAAUAUUUGUAGGUGAUAGCAACUCGUAUGCUGGUGGCGAAUAGGUUAAAGAGUGUAGCUUUUCAACGUGGGAAGGUACACUAAUGUAUAGAGAAGAGAGGAGGUUGGGUGAUGCCCCUAACUGGUUCAGCCGUGGAUGUGCUUGGUGUUACGACCUUGGUUCUGGUCCUCCUGCUCAUUUGUGCAGGUAUAGGAUGUAUUGCUUACGUCCUGUACUUUCGGGCCCGGAUUCAGAAGGAUCGUCUACCAGCACUACAGGACUUCAAUUCGUUAUGGAUAGUCCGAAUCAUUCUCAUAGCAUUGGCGAUUCUGUGGAGUCUAGUCGAGCUGUUACGCCUCCCUUUACUUCGGCGACCGAAUUGGCUCUUUCACUCUCUGAGCUUCCGCUGGCAGGCCAACCUUUGUCGGUUCCAUAUUCUCUCUUCUCUAGGUUUUCUGGAGCCGUGCUUCUUCCUUACUGCACUCUUUCUGGUACAUGGUUCUCUACGCAAGGCACCGUUCACACCUCGAAAAUCCUGGAACGGCAAAGUCGUGGCUCUCAUUCUUAUGUGCUGCCUUCCAGUGUUCCUGUUUCAACUUUUCUUCGUUGUCAUUAGCCCCAGGAUUGAGUUCAAGGAAGGCACUGGCUAUAUUCUAGAGAAUGAGGGUUACGGUGGUAAAGUCCCGUAUUACUUUACCCAAGCAUUUGAGAAGGUAAUAAUGGAUGCCAAGGAAGUUGCCAUGUGCCGUUACCCUCUUUGGAGCACUCUUGUUCUAGCUGGUUUCGGUAUACUUUACUCGGCUUACUUUCUCCUACUCGGCUGGAGGAUGGUUGGGGUGGUCAUCAACAGAUAUCUUCAGAGGAGAUUGUAUGGCCUUCUUGGAGCACUGUUGCUACUGCUUCCUCUACAUGUGAUGUUUCUUGGACUAUCAGUUCUCUCCAAGCCUACUCACCUACCAUUCGAGUUGCUGAGUUUCUUUGGGUUCAUCAUGGUUUUGCUUUGUAGCACAAUUGGUGAAGGUAUCCUUGUGAUCCGGCCCAUUGCGGAUGCACUUGCAGUUACGUGGGUUAUGUAUACUCCGUCUGAAUCAGGUCGGGACUCUGAUGUUCCCGGAGAAGGUGCUGUGUCGGUUUCCAUGUCAGUAUUUGGGAGUGACGACGACGAAGUCUCACUGUUUGGCAACCCAAGAUUAUUUCCUAAAGGUCAACCUCGUGCUGCCGACAUUCAGGAUAACGAGCAUUCCUCUGCAAGGAGUUUCGGAAGGCCGUUGGAUCAUAUCGGGAAUUUCAAUAAUCAUAAUGAAACAUCUUUCUUUAAUCCUGACUCACCUGCACUUCCUGGUAAACCAUUGAUUUCUCAUCACCAACCCCGGAACCCCGCAUUCUACCCCUUCUUGUAGAGAAUGCUCACCCCUCAUUGAGAGCAGUUAAAAUCUGCCCAAUGUUGAGCUUUCUGCUUCUAAUGCGAGACGCUUAAGGCUCUAUCAUUUCAUCAAGUGGAAAUGUGGGCACUGGAACUCUGUAGAGUAAAUGUCAUAGGGAAGACAGAGGUGUUAGACCUCCAGUUGCUUCAUGUUGUUACUGAAACCUUAUUCAAAGAAAGCAGAGUAUUUGGAUGCAUUCGACAUCAAGUU